Papaver somniferum (opium poppy) is the source of this 1476-nucleotide messenger RNA. Its product is annotated as probable serine/threonine-protein kinase PBL7. NCBI's taxonomy places the organism in Eukaryota, Viridiplantae, Streptophyta, Magnoliopsida, Ranunculales, Papaveraceae. Gene Ontology annotation, biological process: protein phosphorylation. The record is from RefSeq and is a predicted model, not a curated record. The transcript has 3 exons. Gene Ontology annotation, molecular function: ATP binding; protein tyrosine kinase activity. Bases 464 to 1021 code for a protein of 185 amino acids.
CGUUACUAUAGUGAACGCCCAACACCAAACACCAAGCACUAGACGUUGUUAUGGUGAACGCCCAACACCAAACCCAAAUACCAAGCGUUGUUAUAAACGCCCAACGCCAAAUGGUGAUGUAAUAUGCGUCUCACACCAGGCGAACAUUUUUUGCACCUCCAAAUCAUGAGCUAACUAUAUGUGCGUCCAAGCAUCGGGUGGAACUGGAAUCAACGCUCAAGCUCAGACGUGGUUUAUAUUAGCGCUUGACUAAAUUUUGGUCUUCUCCCGUUGUGGUUGAACAAGCAGAAUACCAAAAAAAAAAAUUGCUUUUAGUCAGGCUUUUGGUCUUUAGUCCCGCUCAUGGUUGUGGAUGCCCUUAGUCCUAAUUAAGUGAUAGAUGACUGUUUAAUGAUUCGAUCGAUAACCUAAACUUUCAGGAAGUUGCUGUGAAAAGGUUUGCUAAGCAGACAGAUUUGUCAAGAUGAUAGGUUACUGUGAUGAAGGGAAAGAUCAUAUGAUUGUUUGUGAAUUUAUGCCUUUACGAUCGCUGAAUCUUCAUUUACAUGACAUUAAACCCGGAAAAAAGCCUCUAGACUGGAAGUCUAGGAUGAAGAUAGCAGAAGGUGUUGCUAGGGCUUUAAAAUAUUUGCAUCAUGGAAUGGAUCCUCUUAUAAUCUCCAAUUGCCUGGAAGUAUCCAAAAUUUUACUAAAUGAAAAUUAUAAUCCAAAGCUGUCAGAUUUCGGUUGUGCAGAAAUUGCUAUUCCAGUGGAUCACUGCAGGGUCCGUACAAAGCCGGCAGUUGGUUAUGUUAGUCCAGAGUAUACUACGACUCGCAACAUCACUUCGAAAUCUGAUGUCUACUGUUUUGGUGUUGUUUUGCUUGAGUUGAUCUCUGGGCAGAAAGCAUUUGAUGCAACCAGAAACGGAGAGCGCGAUAUUGUUGCAUGGGCACGGCCAAUGCUUAGGGACAGUAAUAAGUUCCCCGAAAUUGCUGACCCACUCAUGGAACGACAAUAUCCAUAUAGUGAACUUGUCUAAGCUAUCGAUCUUGCGAAAAUGUGUGUACAACAAGAUUCUCACAAAAGACCCCGUAUAGAAGAAGUUGCGACUACUCUUUCAAGUUUAGUCUCCCGAAUUUAAGAAGAAGCACAGGGUACAACCAAAGCCCAUUUAUUCCGUCAACGACCAUGGAGCUUAGAGCACAAGCAAUUGCAUACGUAAAAUCAUGGGGUGAAAGGUCUAGUGAAGUUGUGGAACAAUGAUAUUGUAAGACAGUUAUGGUUGCCUUAGGUACUUAUAACUCUUAAAGGAGUUUGCAUAAUGCUAUGAUGAUAGUACUCUUUUCUUAUAGCAUAAACGUUGAUUAGUAUCAUUGCUUAUCCUUACUCUGGCAUACUGCAGUGAAGUACUAUUAAACUGACCAUUAAAGUUUACUUCUGGAGUUAUAUAUGAGUGGAGCAUGGUUGAGCAAAGGACAGUCUUUAAUAUGUUUA